Molecule: messenger RNA, 504 nt
Organism: Caenorhabditis elegans
Lineage: Eukaryota; Metazoa; Nematoda; Chromadorea; Rhabditida; Rhabditidae
Gene: M151.10
Product: DUF3828 domain-containing protein
Exons: 2
Coding region: 1-444 (147 amino acids)
Source: RefSeq, marked reviewed
AUGAGGCCAUUCAGUUGUCUUGUGCUAUUCUUUUUCAUUUUUGCAGUUCACUGCCAAAUAGUGACAAGAGUCAUUCUCUUCAAAAACGCCAAUCAACCGGAUCGGACUGAAGAGCUCGUGAAAGCGUACCUCGCAAAGUUGCAAAGAGCCAUCGAUUCCAGAGAUCCAUUUGAAAUCGGUAGCUGUCUAAAGAACGGAAUGAUUUUUGCCGGCUGCAGAAACAAGUUUUUGGACAAUUUGGGUAUAAUCAAAGCACUCACGAGACUCCCCGUUGAAAACCAAGUUGAAAUCUCCAUUGAUCACUUUUGGACGGACGAAGAGGGAAUUUUGUUCAAUGUGAAAAUCACUGGAGUGAAAUCCAAGCCCAUGAAAGUUCAUAUGACUUUGACUAAAGAUGCGACACUGGCGAUGUUUGCUCUAGAACAUGACUGCGACCGUAAUUAAUUUGGUUGUUUUCUUGAAAACUUUACUGUGUUAUUUGAAAUAAAAAUACGAUUCUUACAA